Messenger RNA from Glossina fuscipes, 570 nucleotides. RefSeq lists its product as uncharacterized. Lineage: Eukaryota; Metazoa; Arthropoda; Insecta; Diptera; Glossinidae. The record is from RefSeq and is a predicted model, not a curated record. Bases 114 to 533 code for a protein of 139 amino acids. The transcript has 4 exons.
ACAGCUGAUAAUCAGUCUGUCUUCUUUUUGUUUUGUUUAUAUAGAUAAAUUCGCAAUUAUUUCAAUUCGUGUUGUAAUUCUUAACAUUUUUACUUACAUAGAAACACAAACAAAUGAAACUUACCCGCUGCCUACUAAGACCUAAGGCUUCUGAAGUUUUAACAGCUUAUUUAACCCAAUGCAAUGAGCCUCCUUGGACUUCUUAUUUUGUAAUGUUAAAAGAUGUGAAGAACGAUCAAUGGGGUAUGGCAAAUUUCAAUUGGACACUUGAAUCUGGAACAAAUUAUCAGAUUUUGCGGGCCACGUGUUUUCCUUUUAUAAAAUAUCACUGCAGCAAAAAACAGCUGGAAGACUUAACAAUCGAAAAUACUUUUUUUAAUUUUCUCAAAAUUGUCAAUUUAGGUUUGCCAAUGUUCUUUUAUGGCUUGGCUGGAAUAUGUCUUAUAAAACACACUGAAUGGGUAGUUAUGCCGAACGGUCACAAAGUACCAAUAUACUUUCUCUAUCCAGAAGAUAAAGGUUCAAAUUAUUAAAUAAACAAGAAACGAUCCUAAUAAUCCUAAUGACGUU